Molecule: messenger RNA, 1666 nt
Organism: Drosophila guanche
Lineage: Eukaryota; Metazoa; Arthropoda; Insecta; Diptera; Drosophilidae
Gene: Ugt307A1
Product: UDP-glucuronosyltransferase 1-1
Exons: 2
Coding region: 48-1550 (500 amino acids)
Molecular function (GO): UDP-glycosyltransferase activity
Source: RefSeq, a predicted model, not a curated record
GGUCCGAGAUACCGGUAAUGGCUUGGUAAUGUGCAUUUCGGGCAGUCAUGAACCGAUCGCCGGUCCGCUCUAUACUGCUGUUGAUGCUCGGCAUUUGCAGCACGGCACAGGUAGAGUCCCACCACAUACUCGGCCUCUUUGUCAAUGUGCAUCGCUCCCAGCUGCUGGUGCACAUGGCCGUGGCUCGUGCUCUGCUGCAACGCGGUCAUCAGCUGACUGUGGUCACCACGCUGCCCUUGGCGGAAGUUCAACUGCAGGGCAAUGUCACACACAUUGUGGUGCCAUGGGAACAGCCAGUGGAUGAGGUUCAACCGGGAUCCACUUCGGACUGGCUGCUGCGCUUGCAGCGAAUGUUCAAUCGCUUGGAGCAGUCGGGGGAUCUGCUCGAUCAGCCUGCCUGGAAAGAUUUCCUGAAGCUGUCACCCAAACCCCACUUUGAUCUGUUACUUUUGGGCUACCAUUUCAAUGAUCAUCUUCUGGGCGUGGCUGCGCAUUUCAAUUGUCCAACGGUCAUAGUCUCCACCCAGCAACCCAUUGGAUUUGUCAACAGUCUCAUGGGCAAUCCAGAGGAGCGCUGGUAUGUGCCUCAGCCAUAUGACAGUCGCCAGCGCAGUGGAAUCUCUGCCUGGCUCUUUGGAGUGUGGGAAAAGCUAAUGGAAAUGGUGGCGAGAAGGGUUCUGCAAAAGAUUUACAGUUUACACUUUCCCGAGCCGCAUUAUCCGCCCUUGGAGACGAUGCGUCGAUCUGUUGUCUUGGCUCUGAAUAAUCAUCACAUGAUCAGCGAGGGACCCAUUGCUCCGCUUUUGCCCAGCAUGAUUGAUAUGGGAGGAAUACUCUUGGAGCAAAAGUUGAAUGAAACGUUGCCAGCGAUUGCGCGGAAUCGUUCGCUCAUCAUCUUCAGUUUGGGCACUCGCUUUAGUUGGCAAAGAUCCCCUGGGCAUUUGGUUGAGACGUUUACUGAGGCGUUUGCUCAAUUUCCCGACUAUGACAUCUAUUGGACAUACGAUGGCCCCAAUGCCAGUGAAAUGAUGUCAUAUCAUUCCCAUCUAAAGCUGGCCAAAUGGUGGCCCCAGCGGCACUUGCUGGGCCAGCAGCAGGCGCGCCUCUUCAUCACACACGGCGGCAAGGGCAGCGUCACCGAAGCGCUGUAUUAUGGUGUGCCCAUGUUGGGUCUACCCCUGCUGGGCGAUCAACGAUCCAAUCUGCAAAAGAUGGAAGCCAAAGGCUGGGGUUUGACGUUGUCCAUGCAGAAUGUCAGCCACGUGGAGCUGGCCAAAGCCAUGGGGCGAAUUCUGAGCGAUUCCCAUUAUUCCGCAAGCAUUUCGACAGCUUCCCAUCUCUAUCGCGAUCGUCCGAUGAGUGCGAGCGAUGUGGCCACCUACUGGCUGGAGUAUGUCGUACGCCACAGGGGUGCCAAGCAUCUGUACAGUCCCGCACGGCAGCUCAACUUUGUGCAGUACCACUCACUCGAUGUCUAUGCGUUGGUCUAUGGUGGAUUGUUGCUGCUAAUUGGAAUCUUUAGCAGAAUAAACCAAUGGGGAUUUCUGUGACUAGAAGUAUCGUUUAAUUGAAUACAGAUACACGCGGUAAAUAGCUUAAGGUAUGAACUUAGUCGAAGGUAUCUUAAGUACACUGAAUGUUAAUUGCAAAUACUUCUGAACGGAAC